Molecule: messenger RNA, 1433 nt
Organism: Stylophora pistillata
Lineage: Eukaryota; Metazoa; Cnidaria; Anthozoa; Scleractinia; Pocilloporidae
Product: cell growth-regulating nucleolar protein
Biological process (GO): rRNA processing; negative regulation of transcription by RNA polymerase II
Cellular component (GO): nucleolus
Molecular function (GO): DNA binding
Source: RefSeq, a predicted model, not a curated record
ACGUGGAAAGCUGAAAGUGACUAAAAGUUGCAUUAGAAUUCUUCGAAAGAAUGGUUUCUUUUAUCUGUAAUGUAUGUGGUCAAACAGUUCGGAAAGCUCAGGUUGAAAGACACUAUCAGAACGACUGCCGUAAUUGCGAAGUUCUGUCGUGCAUCGAUUGCGGAAGGGACUUUCACGGUGAUGAGUACGCUUCCCAUACAUCGUGUAUAUCUGAAGCAGAAAAGUAUCAAGGAAAACUCUACAAACCAAAGGAUAAACAGAAUAAAGGCGAACACAAGCAGCAAGAAUGGCUUAAGCAAGUGAGAGAGGCAUCAAGAUCCGAAAAAGUGGAUCCGCGUUUGUCCCACCUUUUGGAUAGAAUUAGUGAAUAUUCCAAUAUUCCAAGAAAGAAAGCUAAAUUCCAAAAUUUCUGCAAGAAUAGCAUUGGUGUGCAAGAUGAUGCAACUUUGGACAAGCUGUGGGACCUUUUCUCGGAUAGUGCAAAGAAGUCGCAACAACAGGACAUAACUAGCAGCAAUGGUGUAGUCGAUCAUGAAAAAAGCAAUGGAUCAUCUUGUCAAAAUAAUGCAGAAGAUGAAUGUAAUGGAAUUUCUACAAAACACAUGGUAAAAGAAACAAAUCAUGAAGUUGAUAACAGUAACAAACAAAACUUAAAAGGAAAGAAAGAUGAAAAGACUAAAAAACACAAGGAAAGAGAAAAAUCAAAAGACAUUGACUCUUGUGAAAGUGAGCAGAAGUCAAAGGUAAAGAAACACAGAAAGGACAUACAUGGGAAUGCAGAAGAAUCAGAUAAACUUGUUAAUAUUGAAAAUAAGCAGAAAAGAAAAAGAAGUGAAGAGAAAGAAUUUAGAGUUGAACAUCAACAAUCCAAGGUAUUAAAAAUGAUGGAGAGUGACGAAAUAAGUGGUGAUAAAAAUCAAUUUAAUUGGAAAUCUACGAUUAAGGCAGUCUUGAGGCAAGCUCCUGAUCAAGAGUUACCAAUCAAAAGAUUAAGGAAAAGGGUUUUGGCAGAGUUUGAAGCAAGAGGAGCUAAUACAAGAAAUCUUUCUGAUAAUGAACUGAGAGCUUUAUUCGAGAAAAAGAUAACAAAAAAUCGUAAAUUCAAGGUUCAUAAAGACAGAGUGAAACUUGUCAAAUAAGGAAGAAAUUCUACACUGAACUCUCAUUUAUUUUCCGCAAGUCUUGUGUUUUACAAAAGCUUUGUUUUGUUUUUGAAACAAGUUUAUAUUCACAAGCAAGUCUUGUGUUUUGCAAAAGCUUUUUUUUGUUUUUGAAACAAGCUUAUAUUCAUAAGCAAGUCUUGUGUUUUGCAAAAGCUUUGUUUUGUAUUUGAAACAAGUUUAUAUUCACAGGCAAGUCUUGUGUUUUGCAAAAGCUUUGUUUUGUUUUUGAAGCAAGUUUAUAUUCAUUUAAUAAACAGAAAGAAGACACAA